This is a messenger RNA of Petromyzon marinus (sea lamprey), 1940 nucleotides long. It is a transcript of the gene RFC4, whose product is annotated as replication factor C subunit 4. Lineage: Eukaryota; Metazoa; Chordata; Hyperoartia; Petromyzontiformes; Petromyzontidae. The record is from RefSeq and is a predicted model, not a curated record. Gene Ontology annotation, biological process: DNA-templated DNA replication; DNA repair. Gene Ontology annotation, cellular component: nucleus; DNA replication factor C complex. Gene Ontology annotation, molecular function: ATP binding; ATP hydrolysis activity; DNA binding.
GCUGAGUGACGUCACCGGAGUCAACGACGUCGUCACGUUUGUUUAUUUAUUUAUUUGUACUCGGGGAACCAGAUGAGCGAUUAAGCUCUUUGUCACGGAUGUUGUGGUUUUUUUUAAUACGAUAAAUAAUACAUGAGAAACAAUACAACAAUGUAUACUGGAGUAAUCCGAUGAGCGACGAAGCUCUUUGUCACGGAUGUUCACAGCGUUUCUGAGUAAAUAAAUCAUAAAUACUGCAAUUUGGUGACGUUUCGGGCAAUUGUGUUGUCAAGGCCGUGCGCUUCCAUAUCAAUGACGGGAACCCGGCCUCAGAGCUGAGGAACGAAAAAAUAAACCUCGCAGUGAGCAGGGUUGUGACGUCGGGCAGAAGCAAAAUAAAGAUGCGGUGGGGGGGGUUAUUUUUUUUCCUGCGUGGCUUUCCCAUAACGAUUUUGUUGUCGCAAAGGAAGAUGCACGCGUUCCUCAAGGGCGGGAGUUUACCUCAGAAGGAGAAGUCGGCCGCCAAGGAGAAGCCCGGCAGCUGCGAGGCGAAGCGGAGCCGAGCGGUGCCAUGGGUGGAGAAAUACCGGCCCAGGUGUGUGGAUGAAGUUGCGCACCAAGAAGAGGUGGUGGCCGUGCUCAAGAAGUCAUUGCAAGGAGCCGAUCUGCCCAACCUGCUGUUCUACGGACCGCCGGGUACGGGGAAAACGUCGGCGAUCCUGGCAGCGGCACGCGAUUUGUUUGGGCCGGAGCUGUAUGCGCAGCGCGUGUUGGAGCUCAACGCGUCGGACGAGCGCGGCAUCCAGGUGGUGCGACAUAAAGUGAAGAAUUUCGCGCAGCUCACAGCAUCCAGCACUCGCAAAGAUGGCAGCCCCUGCCCGCCGUUUAAGAUUGUGGUGCUGGACGAAGCGGACUCGAUGACAUCCGCGGCCCAGGCGGCGCUGCGCCGCACGAUGGAACGCGAGACGAAGACGACGCGAUUCUGCCUCAUCUGCAACUACGUGAGCCGCAUCAUUGAGCCACUCACUUCGCGCUGCUCCAAGUUCCGCUUCAAGCCCCUGUCGGACGCUGCGCAGGAGCAGAGGGUCAGGCACGUGUGUGACCAGGAAGGGCUCAAGAUCGAGCAGGAGGCCCUGACGGAGCUGGUAAAGGUGGCCGAAGGCGACCUUCGCCGCGCCAUCACCAUGCUGCAGAGCGCCGCCCGCCUCGUUGUCGGGGCGACCAUCACGCGAGCCAUCAUCAUGGAGAUCUCCGCCUCCGUGCCCACCGCCAUGCUAAACGCCCUGGUGGAAGCGUGCCGCUCCAGUUCCAUCGACAAGAUGGACCUGGCUGUCCAGAACAUUUGCUGCGAGGGCUACGCGGCCACGACGCUCAUAGGGCAGCUUCACGAGGUCGUGCUGUGUCGUGCCGACCUCUCCGACCGGCAGAAGUCGGCCAUCGCCGACAAGCUGGGGGAGGUGGACAAGUGCCUGGUGGACGGAGCGGAUGAAUAUCUGCAGAUGCUGGCCCUGUGCUCCGUCCUUAUGACGCAGUUCAAUCGCCCCGCGGAGUGAAACGCGGCGGCAGCGUCCAGAUUGCGUCGCGACAUCGCAACGUGCGAAACCCGUGCCACUCCAGAUCACACACAAACCUUAAGCCAAGCCUUCUGGAUCGAAAAAGUCGAGGGUUGAUUUCGUAAACAAGCAUUGCGUUGAUUCAAGAUCGACAUAACCUUGCGCCGAUUGAAUCGCAAGCCUUCCUCCCAUUUUGGAAUAUCACAACUCUCAGGUUUAUUCCGUGUCACAUUCCGCACACCGUGUGUCGGUUUUUAGAGGGGAAGGGGGCGGGGGGCUGUGGUGAAUGGUUACGUUGGGGCCACGUUACUUGGUUUUGGCUAAAGUGAGGACUGUUGAUACUCUGUAAAAUAUAAGACUGUGAACCUGAACGUUAUGAACGGCUAAAAUAAAAGUGCAUUUUGUUGC